CCUGUUAACAGUUCCUGCAAGCUGGGUCAGGGCAGUUAAAAACUCAUACAUUAACACAGGUGCAACAAAAAUAAAAACUAAAUGUUUUUGGCCUAAAAAGGGAUCAGAUGAAGAAUCAAGUGUUACAAGACUAAUAAAAUUAUGUUCAGAUCCAGACGUUGAUAAUUGGGAUUUAUUAGAAGGAGUAUUUAAAGGCUUCUUCAAGAGCCACUGAGAAGGUGAUGCAUACAUCACUGAGAAACUUGGUACAGUCAGUACCAGUUCUACUUCUUUCACUGAUAUUGAACAAGAAAACUUAGACAUUCUCGAAAAAAAGGCUGCUUUAGCAGUGAAAGAAACAUGAGGAACAGAGAUGAGAAAUAUAGUAGGCCCAGCCCGAGAGGAAUGAGUGACAUCAUUGACAUGACCAGCAGAUCCCCUACUCCAAAUAUACCCCGGACUCCCACUUCAAUGUCCCAGACAGGGCAUGACCCCAUACCUAGUACAUCAUCAUACAGCAUACCUGGUCCUGUUACUCCCAGGCUGCCAGCAGUGAAGCUUUAUGACAGAAAACAGGGGUUCCAGUCAGCUCACAAGGAGACCCAAGGAGACAAGAGGGAGGACCAAGGAAUUGGGAAAAUAAAGGAUAUUCAAGAGACAAUGCUACUAUUACUUAAAAAACUUGAGGAGAAUGUUCGAGAACUCAAGGAGGAUGUUGGCUUCAUCAAGAACAGGAUAGACGUGAACCCAAAAUGUGAUGCAAACGCAACUGUGGAAAAUCCCUUUGAGAUACUUCGAUCAUUUGGCUUUAGAGCCGAUUCAUUUGAAGAACUACUUGAGCGAGAAAAGCAGUUCUCAGAGGAACACCAAGAUGGCGAGAAAAACCGUGCUACCUUGCUGAAGGUCCUCAUGGAGUUAGCGCCGAAGCCAAAACAUGGUAGUAAGAUCUCUGCAUUGGAUGUAAUUCGAGUGUCAAUGCAGAGACUUGCUGGUGAUUAGCUUUGGCAAUAUAUUUGUGCCACAGGUAGAUCAGGUACAAAGAUUUCCAUGACCAGCAAGAUGCCUCAAGUCAUGGAUAUUAUUCUUCUAACUGCAUGCAAGACCCUGUCAAUAGAUCCAAAAGAAGCAACAACUGCUCUGUCUAUCUAUUUGAAAAACACCAGCACCAGAGCAUCAGCAAAAAACCACAGACAAAAGUUUGAAGUAGGUGGGAGUGGAAGAGCCCAACCGGCAAUUGGUCAAUUAGAGGGAAGACAGGCUGGUAAUUAUUUUCACUCUGGAGGUGCAGAUCUUGUUGAGAGAAGUAGCAGUGAGGAAUCACAGUCUCUACUAGAACUACAAGAGGUAUCUGAUUACUCGGAUACAGAAUAGUCAGUCAUGUGUUGGGAAUUAUUGUCUUGCUAAUUUUUUUUAAAGUUAAGACAUCUGUACUUAAAAUGUGCGUUUUGUUAUUUCUCUCUCUCUCUCUCUCUCUCUCAAAAAUAUAUAAGGAGGUCCAGUGAAGGUUUUUUUUAAUUGCAAUUGGAAUUUUUUUUUUUUAGGGGGAGCAGCCCUUAGUGAGAUCCCGCUCCCUCAUACGUAUGUGUUUUGCUUGGCCUGUCUUUAAAUGUAAAAUAAGGAAACAAAAAUAUAACUUUGUUUUUUUCCCUUUAUAUCUGAGUAUCUAUUACUGUUGGAAGAAUUAUUUUCAUAAAUGUAUCAUUAUUAAUAAAUUGUAUGUUUAAA
Molecule: messenger RNA, 1704 nt
Organism: Portunus trituberculatus (swimming crab)
Lineage: Eukaryota; Metazoa; Arthropoda; Malacostraca; Decapoda; Portunidae
Exons: 4
Coding region: 340-978 (212 amino acids)
Source: RefSeq, a predicted model, not a curated record